Messenger RNA from Pochonia chlamydosporia 170, 5700 nucleotides. Its product is annotated as 1,3-beta-glucan synthase component GLS2. Gene Ontology annotation, biological process: fungal-type cell wall polysaccharide biosynthetic process; (1->3)-beta-D-glucan biosynthetic process. The transcript has 3 exons. The record is from RefSeq and is a predicted model, not a curated record. Bases 1 to 5700 code for a protein of 1899 amino acids. Lineage: Eukaryota; Fungi; Ascomycota; Sordariomycetes; Hypocreales; Clavicipitaceae. Gene Ontology annotation, cellular component: 1,3-beta-D-glucan synthase complex; plasma membrane. Gene Ontology annotation, molecular function: 1,3-beta-D-glucan synthase activity.
AUGUCCAAUCAUCCAUACGGCCAUAGUGACUACCAAGGCGAUCCUCAGUACAAUGCCGGUUCGUAUUAUCAAGAUGAUCAGAACUAUGACAACACGGGUUACGCGCACGGCCAAGAGGAUGUAGACGGUAGAGCGGGAUAUUAUGACGCAUCAGGCUAUUACACAGCCGACUCUAGCAAUCCGUACCAUCAAGAUGGUGGCUACUACGAUGGUUAUGACCAACAUCAAGAUGCCUACUACUCUCAACAUGGUGGUGGCCAUGAUUACUACUAUGAUCAGGGAGGAAGCGAGGCAGAUUUUAGGUCGGACAGAGAAUCUGAGGCCUUUGACGACUUCAGCCGUGGCCCUUAUGCUUCACCUCGGGCAUUUCAUGACAGUCGUCAAUCGGGCACAACGACUCCCAACUACGACAUGUCAUACGACCACCAGCUUAACGCCGGUCGACUUUCUAGAGAACCUUAUCCAGCAUGGACGGACGAACUGCCAAUUCCACUAUCCAAGGAAGAAAUUGAAGACAUCUUUCUCGACCUGACAAACAAGUUCGGCUUUCAACGUGACAGCAUGCGAAAUAUGUACGACCAUCUCAUGACACUUCUUGAUUCACGCGCCUCCCGUAUGACACCGAAUCAAGCUGUCCUGUCGCUCCAUGCAGACUAUAUUGGUGGUGAUCACGCCAACUAUCGAAAGUGGUAUUUCGCCGCCCACUUAGACCUGGACGAUGCGGUCGGCUUCGCCAAUAGCAAAAUCUUGAGCUCCCGACGCAAAACCAAAAAGAACAAAAAGAAGAAAGGCAGCGUUGAAAACGCACAAGAUGACGAAUAUGAAGACGAAGACAACAGCCUCGAAGCCGCAGAGUUUCGCUGGAAAACGCGCAUGAGCCGCAUGUCCCAGCACGACCGUAUUCGCCAAAUUGCGCUCUACUUGUUAUGCUGGGGUGAAGCAAACCAGGUCCGCUUCAUGCCGGAAUGUUUGUGUUUCAUCUUCAAGUGCGCGGACGACUACUUCAAUUCCCCGGCCUGCCAACAAAUCGUGGAGCCUGUUGAUGAACUGGAAUUCCUGAAUAACGUUAUCACGCCUUUGUACCAAUAUAUCCGCGAUCAAGGCUACGAGAUCCAGAACGGUGUUUAUGUUCGUCGGGAGCGCGAUCAUAGCCAUGUAAUCGGAUACGAUGAUUGCAACCAACUAUUUUGGUAUCCUGAUGGCAUUCAACGAAUUGUUCUGCAGGAUAAGACGAAACUAAUUGACUUCCCUGUCGCGGAACGGUACCUGAAGCUAAAGGAGGUUAACUGGAAAAAGUGCUUCUUUAAAACCUAUAAGGAAUCGCGGUCUUGGUUCCAUCUCUUGGUUAACUUUAACCGCAUUUGGAUCAUUCAUUUGACAAUGUUUUGGUUCUAUACGGCAUAUAAUUCGCCUUCACUUCUUGUUGGUCCAUCAUAUCAGCAGCAGUUAAACCAGCAGCCUGCAUCUUCCAAAAUGUUGGCUGCUGUAUCGCUCGGUGGUGGAAUUGCUUCGUUUAUUCAAAUCGCCGCAACAUUGGCCGAAUGGAGCUAUGUGCCACGUCAAUGGUCCGGUGCACAGCAUUUAACCAAACGACUGCUGUUUCUGAUUUUCAUCUUUAUUCUUAACGUUGCCCCUGCGGUGAAGGUGCUCCAAUUCCCUACCACAGUAAAAGACGUCGACGUUGAUUACAUCAUCGGUAUUGUCAACUUCAUCAUCGCCAUCUUCACUUUUCUUUUUUUCUCAAUCAUGCCUUUGGGUGGCCUGUUUGGCAGCUAUCUCUCAGGGGGGUCGAGGAGAUAUAUCGCCAGCCAGACUUUUACAGCAAGUUGGCCUAGGCUCAAGGGGAAUGAUAUGGCCAUGUCGGUUGGCUUAUGGCUCAUCGUUUUCGGCAUCAAAUUUGGAGAAUCAUACGUCUUCUUAACCCGGUCGUUUCGGGACGUCAUUCUAUAUCUAUCCAUCUUUCGUCCAAGGUGUUUAGGCGACACGAUAGUCGGCACGAUUCUCUGUGAAAAUCACCCCUACUUCUUGAUGGGCUUGAUGGCACUUACGGACAUGAUUUUCUUCUUCCUCGAUACUUACCUCUGGUAUGUGCUUGCGAAUACUGCUUUUUCCAUCGCAAGGUCAUUCUACAUCGGCUCUUCUCUCUUAACGCCAUGGCGAAAUAUCUUUUCUCGCCUCCCCAAACGUAUUUACUCCAAGAUCCUCGCGACAGCAGAUAUGGAGAUCAAAUACCAGCCGAAGAUUCUCAUCUCGCAAGUGUGGAAUGCCGUCAUCAUUUCCAUGUACCGUGAGCACCUGCUAUCUAUCGACCACGUACAGAAACUGCUCUAUCAUCAAGUUCCCUCUGAGCAGGAAGGCAAGAGGACCCUUCGGGCGCCAACCUUUUUUGCCUCCCAGGAAGAUCAUUCAUUCAAAACAGAGUUCUUCCCUACGCACAGCGAGGCAGAAAGGCGGAUAUCAUUUUUUGCACAGUCAUUGUCCAUGCCCAUUCCAGAGCCAGUUCCUGUCGAUAACAUGCCGGUGUUUACUGUCAUGAUUCCACACUAUAGUGAGAAGAUCUUGCUUUCGCUUCGAGAAAUCAUCCGCGAAGAUGAACCAUAUUCACGCGUUACGCUUCUAGAAUAUCUCAAACAGCUCCAUCCGCAUGAGUGGGACUGCUUUGUUAAAGAUACCAAGAUUCUCGCGGACGAAGCAACUCCUGGCCGCGAGGACAACGAAGCCGAAGCGGUCCGUAACAAGAUCGAUGAUUUGCCAUUCUACUGCAUUGGAUUUAAGUCGUCUGCCCCCGAAUACACGCUUCGGACGCGUAUAUGGGCUUCUCUCCGCUCCCAGACCUUGUACCGCACUGUAUCGGGUUUCAUGAACUACAGCCGCGCAAUCAAGCUGCUGUACCGCGUUGAGAGCCCCGAGGUUGUCCAGAUGCUGCAAGGAAGUCCAAAUGUAUUAGAGCGAGAGUUGGAACGCAUGGCGCGCCGCAAGUUCAAGAUUAUCGUGUCAAUGCAACGGUAUUCCAAGUUCAAGAAGGACGAAAUAGAAAACGCUGAAUUCUUACUCCGGGCAUAUCCAGACAUCCAGAUUGCUUACUUGGAUGAGGAACCACCAGAGACAGAAGGCGAGGAGCCACGGAUCUAUUCUGCCCUUGUUGACGGCCAUUCGGAGAUCAUGGAGAAUGGGAUGCGACGUCCAAAAUUCCGGAUCCAACUUUCCGGUAACCCCAUUCUAGGUGACGGCAAAUCCGAUAACCAGAAUCAUUCUCUAAUAUUCUACCGAGGCGAAUACAUCCAACUCAUCGACGCAAAUCAGGAUAACUAUCUUGAAGAAUGUCUCAAGAUUCGAAGUGUGCUUGCAGAAUUCGAGGAACUCAAGAUGAGUACUGCUUCGCCUUACACACCCGGUGUCGACCAUGAAGAUAAGCAUCGCGCACCUGUCGCUAUCCUGGGAGCUAGAGAGUAUAUCUUUUCAGAGAACAUCGGCAUCCUUGGCGACGUCGCAGCAGGCAAGGAGCAGACAUUCGGCACGUUAUUUGCUCGUACUCUGGCACAAAUUGGUGGCAAGCUUCACUACGGUCACCCUGACUUCCUUAAUGGCAUUUUCAUGACGACCCGCGGUGGUGUGUCAAAGGCUCAAAAGGGACUCCAUUUGAACGAGGAUAUUUUCGCAGGCAUGAACGCCGUCAUUCGAGGUGGCCGUAUCAAGCAUUGCGAGUAUUUUCAAUGUGGCAAGGGGCGAGACUUGGGCUUUGGAUCAAUCCUCAACUUUACGACUAAGAUCGGUACUGGUAUGGGCGAGCAGAUGCUUUCGCGGGAAUACUACUAUCUUGGCACCCAGUUGCCCCUAGAUAGGUUCCUGUCGUUCUAUUAUGCCCACCCCGGCUUUCACAUUAACAACAUGUUCAUCAUGUUGUCUGUACAGCUAUUUAUGCUCUGCUUGGUCAACUUUGGUGCGUUUCGGUACGAAACCGUUGCUUGCGAGUAUAACUCCAAGAAACCCCAAACGGACCCGUUAUACCCAACCGGUUGUGCGAACACCGAUGCCAUCAUGGACUGGGUGUCCCGCUGCAUUCUGUCCAUCUUCGUUGUCUUCUUCCUGGCUUUUAUACCACUUGUGAUGCAGGAGCUCACAGAACGCGGAUUCUGGCGUGCUUUCACCCGCUUUGUCAAGCAGCUAGGAUCACUAUCACUCUUCUUUGAAGUCUUCGUGACCCAAAUCUACGCCAAUUCCAUCCAACAGGAUCUGUCAUUUGGCGGCGCGCGAUACAUUGGAACUGGUCGUGGCUUUGCUACAGCCCGCAUUCCCUUUGGAGUGUUGUAUUCUCGAUUUGCAGCACCUUCCUUGUACUUUGGUGCCCGACUGCUAAUAAUGUUACUUUUUGCUACCGUGACUAUUUGGCAGGCGGCCUUGGUUUACUUCUGGGUUACUCUGCUUGCGCUCACCAUCUCGCCCUUCUUAUUCAACCCGCAUCAGUUCGCUUGGGAUGAUUUCUUCAUCGACUACCGCGAUUUUCUGCGCUGGCUAUCUCGGGGCAACUCUAGACACCAUGGCCAGUCCUGGAUUGCAUUCUGUCGGCUAUCACGAACUAAAAUUACCGGAUACAAACGCAAAGCCCUCGGCGAGGCUUCGGCCAAAAUGUCAGCCGACGUUCCUCGCGCCGCUAUCACAAACAUCUUUUUUACGGAAAUCCUCAGUCCACUCUUCCAGGUUGCGUGGACUCUCAUACCGUAUCUGUUUAUAAAUGCACAGACUGGCGUGGAGAGCUACAACAACACCAAGCAAGGGGACAGCAAGUACCGGAUCGCGACAUCGUCCCUCAUCCGGGUCCUAGCGAUUGCCUUGGCGCCCAUUGCCAUAAACGCCGGAAUCCUCGCCGUGAUGUUCGGCAUGGCCUGUUGCAUGGGUCCCCUUUUGAGUAUGUGCUGCAAAAAGUUUGGCAGCGUCCUGGCUGCUAUAGCACAUGCUUUGGCAGUGAUUUUCAUGCUUGUCGCUGUUGAAGGCAUGUACUUCCUAGAGGGGUGUGACUUCGCGAGGACCCUGGCUGGUAUUAUUGCUGUGAUCGCGCUGCAGCGGUUCGUCUUUAAGCUAAUUGUUUCGGUUGCUCUGACGCGAGAAAUGAAGACGGAUCAGUCAAACGUGGCGUUCUGGACCGGAAAGUGGUAUUCUAUGGGCUGGCACUCACUCUCACAGCCAGGAAGAGAAUUUCUAUGCAAGAUCACUGAACUGAGCAUGUUUGCUGCGGACUUUAUCCUCGGCCAUUGGCUCAUGUUCAUAAUGGUACCGAUUAUUGCUAUUCCCAAGGUCGAUAAGCUUCAUUCCAUGAUGCUGUUCUGGUUGAAGCCAAGUCAGCAAAUCCGAGCACCAAUCUACACGAUGAAGCAGUCCCGGCUGAGGCGCAGACGGGUUAUCCGUUAUGCAAUCCUUUACUUUGUGCUUCUAGUCGUUUUCGUAGGACUGCUCGUCGGGCCUGUUGCCGUGCGCAAGGCCCUCGGGGACGAUAAGUUUAAACAGUUCUGGGGCAACCUGGCGAUUGGCCAUAAGGCUGACAAUCCGACGAGCGGCGGGAUGAUCUUGAUGCAGCCGAACUUCCUGAGCAACCAGAACACGAAUGCAAGCACGGUGACGGGCACUGCGGCAGAUGGGUAUACUUUCCCGUCUGGCUAUGGUCCGUCGUCGUCUACUGGUGCGAAGGCAGAUUCUACAUCUUAG